AUGGUCUCGGUAAAGAGAUCGGCCUCAUCCCCUCUUGAGGGUGAUCAACCACCAGCAAAGAAAUCUGCCACCGAGUCCGCUACUAAGCCUGCUGCUGAGCUCGCGCCCUUCCUUGCUGCCCCCCCUGCUACUCCUGUUGUUCCGCCUGCUGCCCUCCCCACUGCUGGUAUUCCUGGUGCCGAGCUUGUUGCUGCGGUCGCGGCUGCGGUCGCAGCAGCAGCAGCUGGACCAGCUGCUGGUGGCCCUGCCUGUGGCCCUUGGGUUUUCAAGACUAUGAACGACGUUCCUCUGGCUAUAAGAGCUAAACACAUUAUAAGAUACUCUGUCAAGUUUUUAUAUCUAGGAAUGGCUGCUGAUGGCAUCCUGCAAAAUCAUACUAUUGUUAGACUGACCUUCCAACAUGAACAGACAAAGGAUACUACAAAUGCACGUGCCGAAACCAAAGGGUAUGAAGGAAGACAUAACUCGGCACAAUAUGACUUUGAUAUCCCAAUCAAGGCAGGAAGAACAAAAGCCACGAAGUUGGAGAAAGUCAAAGACUUCCUUCAGGUCAUUCACGACAAUGAAACGAUUCCGGUGGGAUUCAAUACUGAUGAGCAUACAGUGGGCUGCAAAGAUUUUAACACUCAAUUGAUCCAUCGUUUGAUCCAAGCUAAAAUCCUUGAUGUCCCAGAUGAGGAUGCUGGGGAAUAUUACGAAAACGUUCUGUGGAAUUACGGCUUGGGUGAUUUAAAGGCGCCUAAUAAGAUUGGAUAUGCUAUAUUUAACCCUACUUAUUACGAGAAUCACUUCGAGAUCCCUGAACUUGCAUAUGAGGAGGAAGAAGAGCUUGAGCUCUUGGAAGUCGACGAUUCUGAAGAUUGUAAGAGUAAGUAUUUGAAAGAGCACCUACAAGUAUAG
Molecule: messenger RNA, 900 nt
Organism: Penicillium odoratum
Lineage: Eukaryota; Fungi; Ascomycota; Eurotiomycetes; Eurotiales; Aspergillaceae
Exons: 4
Coding region: 1-900 (299 amino acids)
Source: RefSeq, a predicted model, not a curated record